Molecule: messenger RNA, 1683 nt
Organism: Cyprinus carpio (common carp)
Lineage: Eukaryota; Metazoa; Chordata; Actinopteri; Cypriniformes; Cyprinidae
Product: carbonic anhydrase 4-like
Cellular component (GO): plasma membrane
Molecular function (GO): zinc ion binding; carbonate dehydratase activity
Source: RefSeq, a predicted model, not a curated record
AUUGAUAGAUAUAUUACUAUAUAAGAGACGAUCACAGUCUGAAAGGGUCACAUUUGGUCGAGUGUCAUUGGUGGAGUCACCGGACUUUGACGAUGCGGUGUGUGCUCUCAGCUGUUCUUCUGCCUCUGAUUCUGCGCUCAUGCACCGGUGCAGAUUGGUGCUACCAGACACAAGUGAGCUGUCCAUCCCCCUGUAAAGGACCAGACCGAUGGAGUGAAGUCAAUUUAGACUGUGGGAAGAACAGACAGUCACCAAUCAACAUAGUGACAAAGAAAACCAAGCUGGACGAGCGACUGACGCCUUUCAAAUUCACCGGCUACCAGACCUUAUUCGAAAGCACCAUGAAGAACAAUGGCCACUCAGUUAAGGUCAGUAUACCCAUCACAGCCACGGUGUCUGGAGGAAACCUGGGAGAAACAUACAAGGCCGUGCAGUUUCACCUCCACUGGGGCACCAACGGGGGUCCUGGAUCUGAACACACCAUCGAUGGAGAGCAGUAUCCUAUGGAGCUGCAUAUUGUGCACAUGAAACAAAGAUACAACAGACUUGAAGACGCACUCAGAGAUCCUUCUGGAGUCGCGGUGCUGGGAUUCUUCUACGAGGUGUCAAGCAGCGCAAACAAAAAGUACGAUCUCUUCACACAGGGCCUGCGCAGCAUCCAGAAUACAAAUGGAAACACGACGCUUAGUAAGAUCUCUCUGAAUCAGCUCAUUCUGUCGGAAGCCAACAUGACUAACUAUUACCGGUAUGACGGCUCGCUGACCACACCGGGCUGCACGGAGGCUGUGGUGUGGACGGUGUUUGAAAACCCCAUUCCCCUCGACGGAGAACAGCUUCAGGCUUUUUCCAACCUGAAGUUCUCUGAUGGGAAACAAAUGGUGGGAACGUUCAGACCCGUUCAGCCACGUAACGGACGAGUGGUUUACCGGUCCAGCGGCGUAGCGGUCGUCGCCAGCGCUGUCCUGAUUCUGGUCUCCAUCAGUGCAGCGUUAGGCCUGUCCCGUAUGAACUAGAGUGAGACCGACCCGUUACCGGCACACAAGCAACACAAUGAGUUCUCAGCCAAUCAACGGACCAACAGAAGAAAACCACACACAGGCUGUUUCUACAGGACACUAGAGUAGUUAGUGUAGAAAUCUGACGACAGCAGUCGACUGCAUGACUACUAGAUGUGAGUUCGUAGCUAUCAAUAGGAGCUGGACUAAAGCCACUCGGACCCUCUGUGAAGGUCUGACGGGGAAUAAAUGCAUGACCUUUAUCCGUUAUAGACAUCUGCCAAAACACACACACACACACACACACACACACACACAGGCUAUAUUUACAAAGCCUUUGAUGUGCUGGAGAUGUGCAUUACUAACACACACAACAAUGAUCAGUACUCUACUGGUGAAAGGUCACAGAGGUCAAGGGUGAAAGGUCACAGAGCCAUGAGAACAGAUCAGAGAGAAACCCAGCUAUAGCAAACACACAAAUACAUUUACAUUAAUUCUGUUGACGCUUUUCAUAGUGUGUUCCACAGUUGAGUUUAAAAGAAACAAACUCGCUUCAAAUGAACCAAAAGAGGAAUCGAGUCAAUUAUUUGAGAACUGACUGAGAAAUUAAUUUUAUGUGUAUAUGCUGUAUAUGCAUAUAUAUAUAAAUUUCAUACAGUUUAUUAGUAUAUAUAUAUAUAUAUAUAUA